This is a messenger RNA of Babesia bovis T2Bo, 3183 nucleotides long. RefSeq names its product Major Facilitator Superfamily protein. Gene Ontology annotation, molecular function: transmembrane transporter activity. The coding region runs from base 84 to 3182 and encodes 1032 amino acids. The transcript has a single exon. Gene Ontology annotation, biological process: transmembrane transport. NCBI's taxonomy places the organism in Eukaryota, Apicomplexa, Aconoidasida, Piroplasmida, Babesiidae. The record is from RefSeq and is a predicted model, not a curated record.
CUUUACGGCAUUGUCUUGCUGCUGUGUUAUCUUUGUUAUCGUAUAGUGCCUCUUGGAUAUCAUAGACCAAUAUUUAUAUCAAGAUGGCGGAAGUUAAGGGGGAAGCUAAGGAAGAAGUCAAGCCUAAGGUUGAGGUACCACCUUCCUCUGCUGAUACGGCACCCUGUUCUAAGGAUGCCUCUGUUGAUGCUGGCAACUCUAAAACAAUUAACUCCAAGUGCGGGUGCACUUACACUGACGUUGGCAAUGUCUUUCUGCCCAAGCGUACUAAGCGUAUGGACCGCAUUAAACGCCAGGCUUUACCAUUUGGUUUGAGCAAGUACGCCGUCAUGGCAUUGGGUUGUCUAUCUAUUUGUUUGACCUCUAGUUUAUAUUACAACUGGACUAUAUUUGAGGACAUGUUUGUGAAGCAGGGUAUAUUGUCCAACUUGUGUACUGAAGAGGAGAUUGCUGAGGCAGAGCCUGAGACUUUUGUUUGUGACCUUCAGCGUCGUUGGAUUUCGAAUCUAUAUUCUGCCAUUAUGUAUACCGAUUCCUUUGUUGGUAUCAUUGGUGGUUACAUUGGUGACCGUUUCGGUUCUUACUACGCCUUAUUGAUCGGUCAAUGCUUUGGCGUUAUUGCUUUUGUGAUGUUUUACAAGUUUACUUACUCCGUGAUAACAUUGGCUGUAACAUUUUUCUUUUGGGGUAUAUCAUGUUCUUUUGCUUUGGGUCCUACGUGGCACUAUUCGCGUAUGUUUACGUUUGGUAAUAACAUGGCAGUUAGUAUGAUUACUGGUGCUGACAACUUGAGUAUGUUUACUCCUACUAUCCUCAAGGUUAUUGCCGAUCGUUUUGACAUUGGCUUCACAGGUUCUUCAUUGACCUAUAUAUUCUGGGCUGUUCUAGUAUCUCUCGGUACUACUCUCUACUUCAUUCCCCGUCGUUUCAUAGUUUUGGAUGAGGAAGAGAGUGACGAGGACUACUCUUUUGAGAACAUGUUCAAUGCUAGUUUCUUGGGUGCCGUGAAAGACUACCGAUACUGGUUAUCCGUGACAUGUUACAUUCUACUAUGUUCAGUCCGUUUAUUCUACCGUCGUUCAUUUACACUCCUUUUCUUUGACAAUGAGGAGGUGACUGAGUUUUUGGAAGCUGCUUCUGACUUAUCAUUUGUGGCUAGUUUCGUUCUUGGUUACAUGAAUGAGUACUUUGGUGUGGCCACUAUGAUGGGUUUGACUACAGCUAUGUACAUAGCUGCGUUACUGGCUAUUUACUUCAGGAACUUCCCCUGUGCCUAUACCUCCGCUUUAUUGUUCUCCAUUGCCCAGGCUGGUGAUAUCCAGCAGCUGAUCACUUUUAUCGAUGAGGUGUUCCCGGAGCACGAGUCCACGUUGAUGGGUGUUGCUAACAUUAGCAACACCAUAUUCGGUUUGAUCCUUCAGUUUUUGUUUAAUUACAUCUUCGACCUUUGUGGCGCUCGUUUCACUGUAUUCCUGAUGAUUGUUAUAUUAUCUGGUGUUAUCUUCUUAUGUUACGUCAUUGAGAUUGGCCGUCGUGCAGCUGAGGAGGAGCGCCACAUGCUACACGAACAGCACGUCAAAGAGGAAGAGGAGGAAGACAAGAAGGAAGGCGCCACUGAUAAACCUCAUCACGAGCCCCAAGCUGACGAGGAGGACACUUCCUACAAUCCCUUGGGUUCCAAGCUCCUGUUAUCUAACCUUCUGGCCGUCAUUUUGAGCUUGCCCUACUACGUAUCGCUCUGCACUUCAGUGGCCAUUAACAACAUUGGUAAGCACGAACCCGUUGCGCCUUCUGACCAUGACAUUCGUAUAGUGCGCUCAUUGGAGCGCAGCCAAUUCUACACUACAAGCGACCGUAUAGUUGAGAUGUGCAGUACUUUGUUCUAUACUGGCCUCGUCAUGUUACUGGGUUGUAUAUAUGAAUAUUCUCGUGUAGGCGGCCACGUGUCAAUGUCAUAUUCAAUCGCUAUACUGGUAUCAGGCGUGAUCAUCACUGGUAUCGUCUGCUCUCUUGUGGUGCCUUACACUCAGAUCUUCAGGGUAUUGCCUCCCGUUAUCGUGGUAGCCUUGACUAUGUUACCUCCCAUUGGGUUUGCCAUUCUAGGAUACGUGCAGCCUAAUGCGGCCAUUACGUUCCGUUUGAUGGUAUGUUUGGUCAUUGCUGAUGCCUUCGUUUUGUUCAUGGCUGGCAACUUGAUGUUGUACAUGAACGCUCUGAUGGGUUCUCGUCAUGGUGUUUCUGUACACAGCCUCAUGGGUUGGAGUCACCUUGGCAUGGGCCAUAUAUACUGCUUGCUGUUGAUAUACACCCUGCGCGAGAUAUACACUGGAGGUGGUAUUCUAGGUGGCUACACCAUUGCCAUGGCAAUGCAGUGUGGCGUGACCCUGUUUGGCACGGCCGUUAUUGCUUUAUAUCUCGUUCACGAGAGCCAGUACUUCUGCGCUACUUCGGGUUCAGUCGCUCACUGCCGUGGUCUCCACCCGUGCCUAAGUAAAUGGUCCAGCGUAAGCCACACUGACUACUUUGGCCAGCACGUCCCUUCACAGGGUCUCUCGGAGAAUAUCUUAACCCUGUGCUUCGUGUCAUCCCACUGCGGUGAAUUCAACUCCCGCAAGAAUACUGACUACGGGCUUUGGAGUAUGUCCUACUGUACCACGGGAUUGAUAUCUUUCUCAAUGGAUCUCCUUGUUCUGUCGGUAUCGGUUGCUAUUGGCCUAAGUGACGUGGCAAUGUUGUUCAUCUCCCCCGGUAUGAUGAGUUACAUUGCUACCUGCACUGCCUGCAUCAGCUUUUGUAUGCGGAUGAUAUUCAUGUUCUUUGGUGACUCCAUCGACGCUCGUGGGAUUGAAGAGGGUCGAUACAAGCAUGUAUUCUGGCCAUCAACCCUGGGUGUGAUCAUUGUGCUUUUGGCUGUCAAUGUAGUCCAGUUCAAGUGGUGCACUGACGCGGCUGUAUCCACUGGCGUGUUGAUUGGUUUCUGCGUUGUCUACAGUGUGCGCGUGUUGUUGAACUGCCUGCUUCAACACCACAUGCUGCUUACACUCGAGCGCUUUAAGGUAGACUCUGGUGCUACCAAGUACGAGCACGCCCACAAUACAGUGUCCUACAUGGGCAUAGGCCACUGUCUGGGACUCGUGGGAUUCGCGCUAUUCUGCAGCUAUAUGUACAAUGCUGCAAAUUGAC